This is a messenger RNA of Morchella importuna, 2475 nucleotides long. RefSeq lists its product as uncharacterized. NCBI's taxonomy places the organism in Eukaryota, Fungi, Ascomycota, Pezizomycetes, Pezizales, Morchellaceae. The record is from RefSeq and is a predicted model, not a curated record. The transcript has 7 exons. Bases 1 to 2475 code for a protein of 824 amino acids. Gene Ontology annotation, molecular function: zinc ion binding; oxidoreductase activity, acting on single donors with incorporation of molecular oxygen; ferrous iron binding.
AUGCAGUCCUUCAUCUUCUUCAUGCUCCUGCUCUCAUCAACAGCCUUCGCCGGCCCCAUCGGCAGAUACCCCCUCCACAAGCGUCACGAAGGCCACGACGACCCAGCCCCAAGCCCAACAAUUUCAACUCCAGCCUCAGAUGGAGUGUCCGUCACCGGGGCCUUCUUCAACCCGCCGCCAACCAACGCUCCCCCAACCGAUGGCUUCAGAAGAAUCGCAACCGUUACAAAGCCUCGCACAUUCGGGUUCAUCGAGGACGGUGUCCAGACCGCAGUACCCGCCGCAGCCUCCGUAGGGCCCAGGGACGUAGACACAUAUGCCACCACCACCGUACCUGCUGGAGAAUAUGCACCGACUGCUGUGGCGGAGGAGGAAGGUGUCGUCGAGGCGGUUAGCGCUCCUGCAUAUACUGCCGCGGAAGUGACAAACUCGCCGGCCGCUACUGCUACUGCUGUUACAGGAUCAUCAACCGCCGCAGCGUCAACAGACAACAAGGCCCUCGCCCUCGCGCAGAACAAAUUCUAUGCCACGCUCACCGCCUCCUCUAGCUGCGACCCCAAGGACCCCAACGUGCUCAACGCAUGCAUCAAUGGCGCCUAUGCGCAGUGCAACUCCGCCGGGAGCUACGUGAUGUACACGCAGUGCGGCAAACCCCUCGGUUGUUUUGCGCUCCCGCUCGAGAAUGGGCCUGGCAUUAGUGUUGCUUGUACUAGCGCUGAUGACGCCGCGUUUAGGAUGGGAUUGAAGAGCGGGAGUGAGCUUGAGGAGAUGCUCGGCGGCGGUGGGAGCGCAAGUAGCUCGGUGGCGCCGAGUACGGUUAGGAGCACGGUGACGGUGACGUCCACGUCGAUGAGGACGGCUACGAGUACGGCUGCGGUGGUGACUUCGUCGGUGUCGGCGCCGGCUACUACUACUGCGGUUGUGGCGCCGACGUCGAGUGCUAGUGCUGUGGUGCCGACGACGACGGCGAGCUCGAGCGCUGCGGUGCCGACUACCACGGCUGCUGCUUCUUCUUCUUCCUCCUCGAGCAGUACAAGCUCGACUCCUGCUCCUACUACUACGCAGGCGCCGGUGACUACUUCGUCUCCUGCGCCUGCGCCGACACCGACUUCGACAACUGCUCCGCCGAACAAUCAGGCGCCAGUCGUGACGGCGAUUCCGAUUGGGGAGAGCGGUAUCCGAGAUUUGAGUUUCUCGGCCGAUACCCUCUGGAAAGGCACCGAAUUCGCUCCCAUUGGUCUCUUUGGGCCCACACACGCUCUGUGGCCGGGUCAGCGUCGUGCUGGGGUUGACUUUGAGAUAUCUCUUCAAAGCCAAGAGAUCCAGUCCCUCAAAAUUGCACGACUCGCCCCCCCACCGCCGCAACACCGCCCGCAGAAGGGUUCUUAUUCUGUCCGCUCCGUAGCUGUCCUGUUACUGCUCCUGAUCGUGCCUGUGUAUCUCGGCGUGACGCUCUCUGCGGAUAACUCGACGACAGCAGAAGUGGCUUCGCAGCUGUUUAGGAGGAUUGGUGGACUUGUUGGAGGAUUAGUUGGAUUUGCAGGUGCUACUAGAGGUGCUGCUUCGCUUUCACCAGCGGUUUCUGUGUCUACGACGGCUACGAUGAGUGCUGAGGCUUCAACGGCGGCGGAUGCGUCGGCGAAGAAGUUGACGCCGGUGUAUUUUGUGUCGCAUGGUGGGCCAAAUGUAAUGUUCGAGACCGAACACCCCGCGUUUGGAAAGCUCCAGGCAAUUGGCAAAGAGAUCACGCAGAAGGUGAAGCCAAAGGCCGUCGUUGUGUUUUCGGCGCAUUGGCAGGCGGGGCGCAGCUCGGUCGAGGUGAAUACUGCAGAGUUUACAGAUCUGAUCUAUGACUACUACGGCUUCCCGAGCCACUACUACAAAGUAAAGUACCCCAACGUCGGGUCCAAGGAGCUCGGAGAGAAGAUUAUCAGCCUGCUGAAAGACGCUGGAAUCUCUGCGGAGGCCACAAAGCGUGGUCUUGACCAUGGUGUUUUCGCGCCUUUCACUUGCAUGUUCCACCCCGAAGACAACCCACUGGGCGUUCCCCUAGUCCAGGUCUCCCUCUUCGGGAACGAAGACCCCAACAAGCACUACGAGCUCGGCAAGGCCGUGUCCAAGCUGCGCGCCGAGGGCAUCGUAGUCAUCGGCUCUGGCAUGGCCGUCCACAACCUCCGCGACCUCAGACUUGCAAUGAUGUCCCCGGGCGCGCUCGAGUACUCCAAAACGUUCGAUGCGGCGCUCAAGGACACCGUGGUCAACGUGGGGUCGGGCGAGGAGCGUAAGACGAAGCUGGCGGAGGUGAUGAAGAGGAGUGAUGCCAGGAAGGCGCAUCCGACUUUUGAGCAUCUGCUGCCGAUCCAUAUUGCCUCGGGUGCGGCGGGUGAUGAUAAGGCGACGCAGCUGUGGACCAUGCCCGAGGGGAGUAUGAGUUGGGCGCAGUAUCGCUUUGGGGAGGUGUCGUUGGUAGCUUAG